AUGAUCGUCACCAUUAUUAUUCAUUACGACCAAUCAUCAUUAUCACUCUCAUCAUCAUUAUCAUUAUCAUCAUCAUCAUCGUCAUCAUCAUCAUUAUUAUUACUAUCAAUCAUCAUCGUCAUCAUCAUUAUUAUUAUUAUCACCAAUACUAAUCCGAACAGUAAUCGCAAGGGCCUAUCAUCAUUGUGGCGAAAAAUGAUCGCAAAAUGUAUCAAUGAAGCGAAUAAUGGUCACAAAGGUUAUCAAUUCCUGCAGCGAACAGUAAUCGCAAGGGCCUAUCAUCAUUGUGGCGAAAAAUGA
Molecule: messenger RNA, 300 nt
Organism: Loa loa (African eye worm)
Lineage: Eukaryota; Metazoa; Nematoda; Chromadorea; Rhabditida; Onchocercidae
Exons: 2
Coding region: 1-300 (99 amino acids)
Source: RefSeq, a predicted model, not a curated record